GAGCAGAAAGCGCCUCCCUGAAGGUUUCUCCUCCGCAGUCUUGCCAGCCAAGACGCGGGCACUCACCUUGGGGAGCCAUGGCCCUUCUCAUCCAGGAGCUCUUCCUCGUGGCCGCAGAUUUAAUGUUCGCUUCGGUGCUCUCCUGUGUCUUUUAUGCGGUGGGCUGCCUCGUGGUCCCUGGCCUCAUUGGCUAUGUGGUCCUCCUCUCCUGUGGCCCUGGGGCCGUGAAGAAAGCCAAGAGGAACAUCUCCAAGAGGAAGGAAGCUGUACUGAGCAGGACGUCUAACAGCUGGGCUGGACAGGCGGUUGGCAAAAUCCUGGCCUUGGUUGGGUUAAGAGGGACGGCUCCGGGCCCAUCAGAACUGGAACCCGUUCAGGAGGAGGAAGGCGCUUGGAACCUUAACGUGAACCAACUCCCAGCUGGUGAGAAGAAAUGCCAGAAGGUCGUGAAGACUCUGACGGGCGGCCGUCUGUCUGGGACAGGGACGUCCUGUGGGAUGAAGAGGCGGUCAGGCACAAUCUGGAAUAAGGAGAGAGAAGCAUCAGAAGCAGAGGAACCCAAAGCGCCUGUGGACCAGAAGGAAGUGUCCACGAUACCCGCUUUCCUUCUUUCCCUCCUCUUUGCUCCAUCGGACUGGUGCCUGAAGAAAAGACACGUCCAGCGGCUCACUGCUCUGCUAGCCACCCUGAAGAAAUCUAGGGACUGACAGGGGGCACACCCUGCAUAUGCACCUCCCUCACAGAGACCAAAAGGAAUAUUUGAUGUGGGUGUACGUGCAGAACAAAUCCAGGACAUCUGGAUCAAGAUUUUGAACAUCUGGGUGAUUAGAGAAGCAGGCUUGUAUGAAGACAAACAGGUUGUUGUAAAUGCAUGGCUCAGUCUGGGAUCUUUUCUGGAGACAUGAUCCCUUCUGAAAGAAACAAGAUGGACAAAAGUUCUUUAGCGUGAAUUUGGCCCUGAUAAUGAGGCCUUGUUUAGCACACUAAAAAUGCAAUCUUAUGCAGAGUCAGUCCAGCCUAAGCCCACCGACCUCAGUGAGCAUAAACUGGAAGAACUCCACUUAGAGUUGCACUGGGACUCUGUCUUAUUCCAUUGCGGUUUGACUCUGAUGUGAGGCAGUUUUCCAGGCCUCAGGUAGUGAGGUCUUCUUUAUCAUCAUCUACUUGAUUGUCUAAACCGGAGAUGCUGGGGACUGAAGUACUGCUGGGAACAUAUUUAGGGCUGGUCCCUGGCUCAGUGGUAGAGCAUCCACUCUGCAUGAGGUCAAAAUGGACGGUCCACCACGGAGCCAUGGCCCACCCCCUAAAUAUGCUGGAAGAGGCAAUGUUGAGUGUACAGAGAAGAAAAGAAGACCCAGAAGGGGGCAGCAAGGAAUGCUCCCUCUAAGCUGUGGAG
Molecule: messenger RNA, 1396 nt
Organism: Gekko japonicus
Lineage: Eukaryota; Metazoa; Chordata; Lepidosauria; Squamata; Gekkonidae
Exons: 3
Coding region: 78-707 (209 amino acids)
Source: RefSeq, a predicted model, not a curated record